UGUUCUAUGGCUGGGUUGGUAGCGAGGACCCAGAUGCCCUCGCGUUCGACUCCUGCUUCGCUUCAGUAGCCGCGAACUCUCUCAGGAUUCUCCCAGUGUCCACAUCCGCCUCAUCCACCAGCGCAGGAUCCGACACAGGAAAUGCAGUGAAUGGCUUCAUAGGGAGCAAUAUCCUUCAGUGCUUUACCUCCGACCCCGAAGCCGACCCGUGGUGGAUGGCAGAUCUCGGGGCUUCGAAGCGCGUUUUGCAGGUCAGAGUAACCACGCGCCUGGAUGGCAUUGACGUCCACCCCUGGUCCGUGGAGGUUCGCCUGGGUGACUCGCCGGACCUCUCGAACAACCCCAUAUUCGAUCAGAACCUUGAGCUACCCCGACCUGUUGUGGCGGAGGUGCUGUUCACUUCUCCGCGACCCAUGAAUGGACGUUUUCUAUCAAUACAGAGUGUAAAUUCGAAUAAUUCGUUGUCUCUCUGCGAUGUUGAGAUUCUGGAUCAAGAAAAGGGACCGCUGAUGAGGAAUUGCUUGGACGUCCAGCGUGCCGGCCACAACGCCAGCGGCAUCUACACCAUCUUCCCGAGGCCCUGCUGCCCCGUGAGCGUCUUCUGCGAGAUGGACGUCGACGGCGGCGGGUGGACCGUGUUCCAGCGGCGAGAGGACAUCCUUCCCCGGGAGGACUUCUACCGCACGUGGAUGGAGUACGUUCAGGGCUUCGGCUCCUCCCCUUGCAGGGAGUUCUGGCUCGGCCUCGACCACAUCCACGCCCUCACGAGCCACGCCCCUGCGGAGCUGCGCGUCGACCUGGCCGACUUCGAGGGCGCGGCGGCCUUUGCCAAGUACAGCAACUUCCACGUGGCCGACCGGGCUACCGACUACACGCUGACGAUCGGGGGCUACUCGGGGACCGCUGGGGACUCGAUGAUCCCGAGGCAGAACGGCUACGGCUUCUCGGCGAAGGAUAAGGGCCUGGACUGCGCUAACAAGUACAAAGGGGGUUGGUGGUACGGCAGCCCCUGCCACCACUCCAACCUCAACGGCCUGUACCUGAGCGGCCCGCACGACACCUUCGCUGUUGGCGUCAACUGGUACUAUUGGCGUGGCUACGGCUACUCGCUCAAGACAUCGGUCAUGAUGACGCGUCCUGUCAGUUGAUAGGAAUGAUGAGCAGGCAAAUUGGAACACGUACAUUUAGCUAUAUAUAAAUAUGUGCACAUACAUACAAAACACACACAAAUACAAACACACACAAACACACGCACACGCACACACACACACACACACCUACACACACACACACACACACACACACACACACACACACACACACACAUAUAUACAAACACACAAACACAAACAGACAAAUACACAAACACACACCUACAAGCUAUCUUCAAAAACAAUUAUGCAUUGAAAAAGUGUACAUGAUAAUCUACCACCCGCCAAUAGAAUCAAAACACAUCAGUUUAAUAAUAACCUUUAUAUUCUUGUCAAGGUUACUACACAUCAAACCUGCCAUAGUUUUGACUUAGUGUUACUCGAAAAGGAAUAUAUUAGCACAUGGUCCUUGUACUAAAGCAUGCCUAAAUAAAAUAGUACACAAUAGUAAUAGUUUCUCUUUCCACGUAACUCGAGGAAGAAACGACAUAAAUAGCAAAAUAAGUUUUUUUUUUUAUUUAAUAGAACAGCAAGGCAAACGAAGACCUUCUGACUGCGUGGCGUCUCGGGUCUUUAUGAUGAUUACAGUGAAUUCAACAAAACCUUUUAAUAUUUCUUAAUGUAAGACGUAAUUUUGUUGUUUGUUUGUUUGUUUGUUUUUGUUUUGUGGGUAGGCGUGUGUU
Messenger RNA from Penaeus monodon (black tiger shrimp), 1834 nucleotides. RefSeq names its product ficolin-1-like. NCBI's taxonomy places the organism in Eukaryota, Metazoa, Arthropoda, Malacostraca, Decapoda, Penaeidae. Bases 216 to 1148 code for a protein of 310 amino acids. The record is from RefSeq and is a predicted model, not a curated record. The transcript has 3 exons.